AUGCCUAUCACACCAAAAGACCGCAAGUCUGAAGACGAUAUACGCGCCAGACCGGGCGCAAGCACAACGCCAUCAACACCACCCACCACCCACCACCCCGCCGCCGCCGACCACCACCCUGAGCCUCUCGGUCAAGCCCGAGCUGAGUACGUAUCGAUACGUACAAGCCAUCGGGAGCUCCAUGCCGAUGGCUACGACAACGGCGAAGGACGACGACAAGGUAGCGACCGCAACGGUGGGCAUAUCCAUGCACAUGAGAGUCGGUGCAGUGCAUCCCCGAGAUCGAUACCCAGCAUCGGCUGUGAGAUCUGGGCAAGCAAACCAGCAGCCUCCCGCACCGCCCACCAUCACCCGACCCAUGCGGUCGCCGGUUAUAGCCAACCAAAGACAACUGCCGUGCCGACAAGAGUAUUGUGUGCAAUCCCAGCCGGUCUGGAGAGGCUUUCCGAUGCCCCAGAUCCAAAGUUGGUGGCAGCCAUGGCGAUGUCGAUGCAUAUUGCACGACAAAAGAACCACUACAACAUGCGCAAUUGCAGGCACUUCAUCAACAAGCAAACUACAACCCGCCACGCGCAAAGCGUCUGGGGGAUCGUCGUGCUGGCCGUUGCUAAGCUACAGGGCGAAGAAGAGCAGCAAAGCCUAGCUACGAGUACCCCGAGAGCCACGAAUGGCCCUGAGUUCGAAGCUGUGACGGGAUCGGCCUCGCACUGCAUUCUCGCCAUAUCAAACAAAACAGCCAGCAGGGGGCGUCUGGGAACCGGGAUGCCGUCAACCGCCGCGCCAGGGCCAGCGAGUGAUCACGCUGCUCCUCGCCAUUUGAGCCAGUCGGAGUGCGGACUACUCGAGGAGUGA
This is a messenger RNA of Colletotrichum orchidophilum, 852 nucleotides long. RefSeq lists its product as uncharacterized. The transcript is spliced from 2 exons. Lineage: Eukaryota; Fungi; Ascomycota; Sordariomycetes; Glomerellales; Glomerellaceae. The record is from RefSeq and is a predicted model, not a curated record. The coding region runs from base 1 to 852 and encodes 283 amino acids.